AUGGGUAACUCAAUCUCAUCGGCACUUACCGACUCAUGGCUGGCUAGCCACAAAAGUCGCGUCGAAAAGUGGCUAGAUAAUGCAACAGAAGAUUCGGUACUCGAAGCACUUACCUCAAGCUUCUUUCCAGAUAGCAAAGGAUAUGGAGGACUUCCAGCUACUCGAAACGCCGGGUCUCUCAUCAAAGAAACGUUUGGCGCAUAUGGAUCCGUUGACGAAGGUGACAAAAAAAGAUAUUGGCACGAAAAGGACCUAGGGAAUUUCUUGUCGAAUCGGUUUCCAGGGUCUGAACUGACCGCAAGCGUUGCGAUACUAUGGAGGUGCUUUCAUUUUCAUGCCUUCUUCCCAUUUCCGCAGAAGCCAAAUCGACUCGACUAUAGUGCCUUCCAGCGGGCCAUAGGAUUGCUGGCAGCUGAAGGUAAUCUGCGCCUCGGUGACAACGCGGAUGGUAUUACCAUGGAUACCGAUAGAUAUCCUGACGCCAACGCUCGUGCUACAAAACAGCUUUGGAUUAUGUUCAAGAGCUUGUCAAUUCAGACACCUCAUCCGAAUCAUUACAAGUCAUCAAAGUCCAGUGUAGCGGACUUGUCAACCACGGAAGAGGAUCUCAUGGACGUUUUGUGUCUUACCCAGCCCGACAAUCCUUGUAUAAUGCCUGCACCGACUGAAGAAUUGAGGCCUCACGCAAAGAGAAUCUUGAGCUCGUCCACGCAAUUCACUUGUUCUUCGAUUCCCCGUGGAGACUUUCUGAGCCUGUUAAAGGCCCUUUUGAGCGUUCAAUUGGACAAGCCAGAAUGGGGGCCCCACGAGCCAUAUUUCUACACCGGCCGAAUUUUGAUACACCCAAAUUCAGGUAUUCUCCAAGGAGCUGCCGAUGCAAUAUUGAGACAUUCCGCCUCGAACGAGAAGAGGGAUAUCGAAUGGCAUGUUUUCAAGGAGGUCUUGAGUGUUCACCUGCCCGGUCUCCCUUCACAGUUUCGUCUCAUCUUCACAUCCUUCCUUUCUCCAUUGACCGCGCCAAUACAAGCUCUCAACACGUCCGCACCAAACUCCAUCAUACCUGUCCCAUACGCUCAAUAUCUCAACCUCCUCUUACACCCUCCUCUAGCCCACCCGGGGCGCCACGUCUUCGAAGAAUUCGCCCGUCAAGAAGCUCAUUACGCUCUUCAAAGAACACAAGCUGCAUAUUCAGCUUCACCUCUCACUCUCAAUACCGCCGACCUCGUCACCGCUCUCAGUCCUAUAAAGACCGGCACGUUACUCCUCAUCACCGGCGAGGCUAGUGUGGCCGAUGCUCAUCCCCCCACGCGAGUCACCGUUGGAGCCUGCAUGCCCACGCCGUGGGACGUUGAGCGCCAGCGCUCAUUCCGAGCCAGCCCGCCUCAAAAGCUGCACCGCUACACACCCGACCACAUGCUAUUCCAGCUGGAGCCAUGCCAGGAAAUCUUGCGGCCAGAAGCCGACGCAUGGAUUAUGGAUCUGAUCCAUAUCAUCAGCGGGGACACAAGAAGUGGCAGAAAAGGUGGGCUGCGGUUCGGAGCGGAGGGUGGGAGUGGCCUGUUUGUGGAUUUCGACAGUGGCAUCGCGACAUUGAGAAGUUUCAAUACAAUCGAAAGCGAAGCGAACCAAGACAAGCAAAGCAAGGAAUCUCCCAGCUACAACAGCGUCUAUCACUCCACCAGCCCUUCUGCGAGCCGAGAAAACCAGGCCAACAACUGGGAAACCAGCCUGCGGAUCCAGAAGCUCGACCUAUACGACCUAGGCGGCCACGCAACACCGCCAUUCGAAGAACAGCUCGUUGAGAAGCCGGGACUACGUACCGCAUCCCCGGAGCCUCAUCGAAUGCAGGUGUCCGAAGGGGAUGCGGCUCCGACGGAAAAGCCACGGGAGCCGCAGGUGGGAGAGGAUGAAUUGAAGAAGCGGAUUCAGGGAUUCGGGCCCGGUACCUAA
Letharia columbiana is the source of this 1950-nucleotide messenger RNA. RefSeq lists its product as uncharacterized. The coding region runs from base 1 to 1950 and encodes 649 amino acids. NCBI's taxonomy places the organism in Eukaryota, Fungi, Ascomycota, Lecanoromycetes, Lecanorales, Parmeliaceae. The record is from RefSeq and is a predicted model, not a curated record. The transcript is spliced from 4 exons.